Molecule: messenger RNA, 4924 nt
Organism: Hyalella azteca
Lineage: Eukaryota; Metazoa; Arthropoda; Malacostraca; Amphipoda; Hyalellidae
Product: aprataxin
Exons: 8
Coding region: 159-1175 (338 amino acids)
Biological process (GO): double-strand break repair; single strand break repair
Cellular component (GO): nucleus
Molecular function (GO): single-strand break-containing DNA binding; single-stranded DNA binding; DNA 5'-adenosine monophosphate hydrolase activity
Source: RefSeq, a predicted model, not a curated record
UUUUGUUGAAUACUUCAAUAAUCUCAGGCCUAAUGGUGAUUCUAUUGACCAUCUGUAGGUUUUGAGUCAUUAUUGUAGAAUCACUUAUAAAAAGAUGAUUUGAUUUUAUUUCUUCACAAUUUGCCAUCAUUUGAAUGUCCUGGCAAAUCUUUUAGGAAAUGCAGAGGAACAUGUUUCCUGGCUGUAAUUCUGGAGGCAUGGGAAGCAUGGGCAUCAACCCACUGAUGUUCUGUGGAGGAAUGCAAGCUCACCACACUCAUGCUGCUUCAUUAUCUCAUCACCCUCCUCACCCAUCACAUCACCAUCAUCCACACCACCACCAACACCAUCACUUACAUCAUCAUCCAGCUUCACAGUUACACCCACCUCCCUCCACACUAGCUCACCAUCAUGCCCAGCUUCAUGCUCAUGUUCCAGCCGUCCAGGCUCCUCCUGUGGAGGCUGUUCCAGCUGCUGCAUGUAAGGGCAAGAAGAGGAAGUCGUCAAGCAGUCCUGCCAGGCCUCCAAGACCUGAGAAGAAAACCUGCACUGCUGGCAUCCUUGAGCACAUGAAAGACACAAAUUUAGUUGUGCUAUCUGAUGAUCACAUCCUUAUUAUGAAAGCCAAGUAUCCAAAGGCACUUCAUCAUUACAUCGUAGUUCCUCGUGAAAACCUCGCCAGCCUGAAGAAUGCUGAGGCUCGUCAUUUAGCUCUCUUCAGGCACAUGGACGAGAGGGCGCGCAACUAUAUUGCUUCCCAGAACCUACAAGUUAGCUUCAGGUAUGGCUACCAUGCAAUACCCAUCACUGACCAGCUCGUCUACCUGCACGCCAUCAGCCAAGACUUUGACUCGCCUUGGCUGCGCACCAAGAAGCAGUGGAAUUCAUUCAACACUGAGUACUUCAUUGAGAGCACUGCUGUGCUUCAAUGCCUUGCUAGCCGUGGCAGGAUGGUGACGUGUUCAGCUGCUGAUGGUAAGAGACUCCUGGAAAUGCCCAUCAGUUGCCAUAAAUGUUCUCAUCCAGCCUCGAGUAUGAUGGAACUCAAGCAACAUCUCCUGAAGCAUCUCUUCACUGGACCCCUGAUGCCUGAUGUUGCUAAAUCGGUCCAUCCCCUCUGGCCUACCGUACCAUCAACUGGACCUAAGAAGAAAGAAGGUGGACCCGUUAUCUCUAAAGCAGCUAAGAGAAGAUAGCAAUUAGCGAAAUCGUCCACUCGUGCUGCUAACAGACAAAAAAAGAUUGUCUCCUCUAAGAAAGGGAUACAAAAGAAGCAGCAAAAGGGGACGAUUUCAACAGAAGUCACUAAUGAGAUCAGAGAAACUGGACCCUCCGCAAGUGGAACUAGUUCGAGUGACGCGCCAUCAAUGCCGAGCAAUCCAUACUCUUUUGGGGACCACUACAAGAGCAACAAGCUUUCAUUGCCCACACAGGGGCUGUACAGUUCACUCCGCCUUGCUCCUGUAUCGACGGUUGCAUCCCAGCCCAAUACUUCAAACUCCGUCAGUACUACAGCUCCAGCAAUCUCAGCUCCACUACCUGAUCCUAUGGCAUGUUUCAAAGGCACUGCACUCGUCAAGACCACAAGUACAUUAAAGUCGGUUGGAAAACCGUCCGUGACGUCAUUGACUUCGCUGCAGUCCAACAGUGGGUCUAGCUUUGUGGUCACUUCCAGGCCGUCAAGUACUAAUACUUCGGUGACUCAAACAAAAUUUCCUAAGAACAACGUUGGCAGCGUUCCUUCUAUUGUAACUCCUCCUGCGUCAUCUGACCCAAUGGCGUGCUUUAGGAAGGUUGAUGCCCAUAUUGCUAAUGAGAAAAAUCUGAACAAUAUUUUUAGGACCCAGCAUCCUCCUCAAACAAGCUCUCAACAAUCGGGUGCUUUGCAAGGAAUGACUGCAAACCUGAGGACUAAUUUACCUUCAAGUGUAAACCAAGGGACAAACAUUGGAUGCAUUCAGGAGGAUAAUUCAUCCAAGAGUAAAGCAGUUGGCCUACGAAUGCCGAGCGCAAGCUCCCUAAAUUCUUCUUUGAGACCCGCCACAGCAAAUUUAAAAAAUCCCUCUACCAGAUCAUUAAAUUCAGUACCUGUUGUGAGGAAUACGACGUCAAACAUUGGGAAUUUUUCAUUAGGACUGAUGUCUUCACAGUCGGGCUUCACGCCUAGUCUUAAGAACCCGUCUUCUGGACUAAAAACAUCAUCUCCCGCUUAUUCCCCGCUAUUUAUAUCGACAAAGAAUUCACCAGGUCUGAAGAGUCCACUUUCGACGAUACAGUCACCUAUGAUGAGCAACCAACGCAUGAUGCCCGCAUCAUCUGCACCCAGUUUCACAUCUGCAAAUACCGAAUCUCAGCAGGAGUCACAAGAAGAAGAUAGCUCGUUCACUUUCCGCAACCCGGUGUGCAUCUUUAAGCAUCCUAAAUCAACUUUCAGGAAGCAGAUGUCGGGGUCGAAAACUGCUUCGGUUGUGAGACGUCCUGUGAUCCGUCCCCCGCCAUCCAACCCUCUUGCGUGUGCCAUCCGCCACGCCAACUGGCGUAAGACGUUCAUGGAGCUCCGCAAGCCCAAGGUCUCUGUCACGCUGGCAACCGCAAUCACCAGCACUGCAAUUACCACGAGUACCACCAACUCUUCACCAGUCAGUGCUGCAAACGCUAGCACCUCAUCUGUGAGAAGCGAAUCCAGCUCUGCUAUGGCUGGGGAAGGCAGUGGAAAUGCAGCUCUAGACGAGUUACAUGUUACUGAUGCAAUAAAUCCUGAUACAAGACAUGGUAAAAACUCCUACGUCGCUCCCAGUGACUUGUGCUCUGGUGCGUCAACAGCAACAGAGAGCUGUGGUAGUAGUGAUGAAACUGGAACCCAAGAUGUUGAUGCGAAUGCCUCAGCUACCGUCAAUGACACUUGAGUCGACACUCAGCAGAUUCUGUUAUAAUUACUGUGAAAGACGAUGUUUAGGGUUCGAUUGUCCUAUAAUGACUACGAAGCUGCUUCAAUCUAGAGAUGAAAAUUGUCGUCAGUUAUGUCCAGAAUAUAUGUCGUUUCUAUUGAAGGCCGGCGACAUGAGUUCUGUGGCAACUUCAUGGCAUUAAAGUUUCUCUGUGGCUCCCAAACAGCAAGCUCAUUUAACAUUUUAGAUGAAAGUUUUCAUCGCAGUAUUUGGUCAUUGUUAGAAAAUGCUGAUUUAACAAGGAAUGCAAUUUAAGGAAAGAAUAUGAAUGUGUAGAAGUGUGCUGUUGUACUUAAAUGCCAUAGAAAGCGGUUGUUUCGCUCGUGUGAAAAUGAGACGUUUAAUGGUAGUUUUAAAAAUUAAGAUUUUAAGUUAAUAGUGACUAGAAAACACUUGAUAACAUCCAACUAGUUCAUUCCAGCUAAGUGGCCAUCGCCAGAGUAGGAAUAAUAUCGAUACUAUUUGAAUCUCGCAUUGUCUACAUAUUUUUUUAUCUACGAUUCUCUUAAUUUUUAAGUGAUUAUAAUUCAGUAAUUAUUUCUAUUGUAGAGUUUUAGAUUGCUUGUUAAAUGUCUUACGCAGUAAUGCUUAAUAUGAAGGAAACUAGCAUGGUAGCUAUGGCAUUCCACUUGCAAUACUCGGCAAGCGUGCAAUUUGUGAACUUUUUUUUGGUUUUCAUUGCGUUUCAAGGCACUUAUAUUUAUAAAUGGGCUUGAGCUAUUGUUUCAGAUCUUUCAUUUAAGAUGAUGGGCUGUCUGACUUCUCAUUAUCUUCAGUAAUAUCAUAAUGCCGCAGCGUUCAAUUUUUUUAAUGAAAAAAAAUAUGUGCGAGAUGCACAUCUCCAAACAGGCACGGAACUAUUCAGAUUUUCCCUGGCUCAUAAGAUGUUGUAAUUCAUGGUUCAAAAUUCAGCAUUCAUCACAAGUACGAGUACUGAAUUGUAUCCAUUGAAAAGCCACUCUAAAUAGUGGCAUGUAAGUUGGUAAGAAAGCACACAGUGUGAGAGGCCCUGAGUUGAACGAAUAACCAUGUCAAAGUACUAUACUUCUUUACAAAUCUUAUCGCUAUCAACAUUAAGGAAUUUCACAUUACAAGCUUCUGCGCAUGAAGUUUACAUUUCAUUUUAGUUGCCUGUGAUAACGUAUCUUGGUCAAGCAUUCACUUCACUAACAUGCAUUGGGUUCACAGCGCACUGAACAAUUUUAUGUUGUGUUACCCUAAAAUUGAAUUGGUACCCAUUUUAAAUGGAAUAUAUUUUAUGAAUUUUUAAUUGACGACGAUUGAAGUAAUGAAAAUUUUGUUUUACACAUUAAAAAGUGAAACAAUUUAUCCCACAGUAAGCGAUAGCUCGGUAUAAUUUACUCAAGCUCCGAGACACAACUUAGAAUUGUGUUACAGAAUUUUUCAUUUUAUUGUUGAAAUUAAAAUGAAUAAACAUUUGUAAUGUUUUCGAAAUAAAUUCCAGAGCUUAAUGGUAAAAACUGUUUCUCUUUACUCUAUAACAAGAGACUUGUGACAAUCUAAAGAUUUAAAUCGUUAUAGAAUUAAAUUUUCGUUCCAACUAAAGUUUGAAGUGUUUACUUUACACUUCAAACUUUACAUAUGUAAAGUUUAGUGCGAGACGAAACGAGUCAAAAGCGUGAACUUGAAAUUGAAGCUCCGAAACUCAGCCCGAACUGAGUAAGGGUAUCAACAUUUAACAUAGAAGAAAUGAGCCUUAUCUAGAUGAUACUCCUGGGUUCUUCGCCCUUAUUACAGGCUCGGUUCAAACUAAAGUUGCUUUGACUUGCCAUUCCAGUAGAUCAGGUACUACCAUUCAUAAUUCAUAAUUCUCAUUGUCUUCAAUGAGAAUUAUGAGAUUUUAUUCAAUGAGAAUCCAUUCAUAUUUCUCAUUGUCUUCAGAAACGCGGUUCGAGUGUUCGUCCCCAUGCCUUAACCCAUUAUAUACUGACGGGACUUUCCAAGCCUUCGCCCAGACCUAUGUGUACGGAUAGUUA